Contarinia nasturtii (swede midge) is the source of this 1238-nucleotide messenger RNA. Its product is annotated as regucalcin-like. The record is from RefSeq and is a predicted model, not a curated record. The transcript has 5 exons. NCBI's taxonomy places the organism in Eukaryota, Metazoa, Arthropoda, Insecta, Diptera, Cecidomyiidae. Bases 135 to 1112 code for a protein of 325 amino acids. Gene Ontology annotation, molecular function: calcium ion binding; gluconolactonase activity. Gene Ontology annotation, biological process: L-ascorbic acid biosynthetic process.
UAUUUACAUCACAAAUAUAUUGGACGCGCCUAUUUACUAGAGAUAGUAUUUAAAUAUUCAGCACAUAUUGAACUCAACUCGUCAGUUCAACAGUGAACGCUUGUGUAUUAAAGUAUCAUUCUUGAAAGUUAAAAAUGUCUUUUAAAGUGGAAGUUGUUGCAUCAUCCCCAAAAUCCAUUUUGGGUGAAGGCCCACAUUGGGAUGAACAAUCACAGAGUUUAUUUUAUUGCGAUAUUUACGGCACUGAUGCAUCUGUAUUGCGUUAUGAUUACAAUGAAAAUAAAGUUUAUUCGGCAAAAAUUGAUGGAGAACCCAUUGUUGGCUUCAUAAUUCCCGUUGCAAAUACAACAAAAACGUGUGAUUUUGAUGAAUAUGCAGUGGGGCUAGGUCGACGCGUUGGAAUUGUGCAUUGGGACGGUAAAACAAGAAAAGCACUUCUCGGUCCAAUCGCUUUUGAGGUUGAAGAUGACCAACCAGAUAAUCGAUUUAACGACGCAAAAGCUGAUCCGGUGGGAAGAUUUUAUGGCGGAACAAUGCGCAUAGAAUCAAAAGGAGAUAUAUCUGAGGUAGCCUCGGGUAAAUUUUACAAAUACAUAAAAGGUGAUGGUGUAUACGAACUCAUUCCGAACAUAUUCAUUUCUAAUGGAAUGGCGUGGAAUGAAAUCGAAAACAAAUUCUAUUACAUCGACUCGUGCCGAUUCGACAUAAGAGAAUACGAUUGGGAUCCAAGCACAGGCGACAUUUCUAACGAACGCGUUGCCAUUGAUUUUAAAGUGAAUGGAAAAAAUACCGGAUUUUUCCCCGAUGGAAUGACAAUUGAUACCGAUGGAAAUUUAUUUGUAGCUGCAUUUGGUGGCUCAAAAGUUCUCAAAGUCGAUUCAAAAAAAGGGAAAGUCGUAUUAGAGAUACCAAUUCCGGCAGAGAAAGUGACAUCAGUCGCGUUUGGUGGACCCAAUUUGGAUAUUUUAUAUGUGACAACAGCCUCAAUCGCGGUCAACGCUGCGGAUAUUGGAAUCAAUCCAGAUUCUAAACAAUCCGAAUUGUCCGGUAGAUUAUUUAAGGUCACAGGCUUAGGUUCAAAAGGUUUUCCAGGAAUAAAAGUUCGUGUUUAAUGUCAUUGACAUACAAUAUACUUAAGACAAGAUGGACAAUUUAAUAGAAUCACAAUCUAAAAUGGAUACAAUUUUAAUGUUUAUUAUUUGAAAUUGAUAUUAAACUUUUUUGAUACAAUUCUAGCA